Messenger RNA from Erpetoichthys calabaricus (reedfish), 2794 nucleotides. RefSeq names its product adrenoceptor alpha 2A (gene adra2a). Gene Ontology annotation, cellular component: membrane. Bases 974 to 2257 code for a protein of 427 amino acids. Lineage: Eukaryota; Metazoa; Chordata; Cladistia; Polypteriformes; Polypteridae. Gene Ontology annotation, biological process: adenylate cyclase-activating adrenergic receptor signaling pathway. Gene Ontology annotation, molecular function: adrenergic receptor activity. The transcript is spliced from 3 exons. The record is from RefSeq and is a predicted model, not a curated record.
CUGCCCCUCCCUUUUUGUUUCAUUCUGCCGCGUAUCUCGUCCCUCUUGCACUUUCUUUAUUAUGUGUGUGUAUUCAUCACAAGCUCCUUCCAUUCUUCCGGUCAUCUAUUCUGAUCCCGCUUUCCUGUUUUCUUUUUUUUUUUCUACCACCUCUUCUUUUAAGUCCGUCAUUGCUAAAAUCACCCCCUUCUCAUCUCAUCCUUUGCACACUUUUCACUUCUUCGCACGGUCCUUUCACUCGCCGGCUUUCCGUUUGCCCUUUUUUUGCUCUUUGCCACUCUCGGUCCACGGACUCCGAUCACUCCGAUCACUCCGCUCUCCCAUUCGUUUUGUCUUUCCGCUCCCUCCGUCCUUUCCUUUCUUCUGCUCCCCCCCGCCCGCCUUUCUCUCCUAUUUAGUUUGAAGCGCAGACUUUGUUUCCACGUGGUUUCUGACGACUGCUGCUGAAAACUGAACGUAUCUCGAGAGCUAUAAAAGAGCUAACAGCUUGAAGGCACCGGGGCUGGACCACUGCUUUGCUGGAAAAUGAACUGGAUUGCUCAAUUUCAGAUUUCCACGCUUAAGAACUUUACAUCUGCCAGGGCUGAAACUGACGCGGAUUUCAGAAAGAAGAACAAGAAGAAGACCUUUUUUUUUUUGUGGGAUUUACUAUCUGCUCUCAAUCGGCUGUCAUUUCAGUGCUUGCGUGUAAAUGAAGGGGCGACUUUAAACUUGAGAGGAAUCGCCCGACAGGCGCUCGGAGCUUAGCCGCCCCUCGUUUCAGAACCCGAGGAUGGAAUAAAUCAUCGAUUCAUUCAUGUCGGAGAGCAAAGAAAGGGCAAAGGAAGAAAAGAAUAAACAUGAGGGCAGUGAAGUCCGACGGCUGGCAGAAUAACAUUUAAAAAAAAAAAAAAAGAACGGAAGAAAGAAAGAAACAAACAAAGACCCCCCCACCCAGCCACCCACCUCAAGCUGAGGCUGAGUAGAAAAUUUCAUGUUCAACUUAGAGACGCAGCCGCUGGAGAAGGGGCCAUUGUCAGCAAUGGAGUGCCUAACGUGUAACUGUAAUGGGACUGCGAACCAGACCGAGGACAAGGGGGCCACUUACACCAUUCAAGUCACCGUGUCGCUCACCGUCUUAGUCAGCAUUCUCAUCCUGUUGACCGUCUUUGGCAACGUGCUGGUCGUGAUUGCAGUGUUCACCAGCAGGUCCCUGAAAGCCCCCCAGAAUUUAUUCUUAGUUUCUUUAGCGUCUGCAGACAUUUUGGUGGCCACCUUGGUCAUGCCAUUUUCCUUGGCCAAUGAGCUAAUGGGCUACUGGUAUUUUGGCAAAGUGUGGUGUGAGAUCUAUCUUGCCUUGGAUGUCUUGUUUUGCACUUCUUCAAUUGUUCACCUUUGUGCCAUCAGCCUUGACAGGUACUGGUCCAUCACCCAGGCUAUUGAGUACAAUCUGAAGAGGACACCUAGAAGAAUUAAAUGCAUUAUAUUCAUCGUAUGGGUGAUUUCGGCCGUCAUUUCAUUCCCACCUUUAAUUUCGAUAGAGAAGGAAAGUGGGGUGCGAGAGGACCCACGGUGCAAAAUCAACGACGAGAAGUGGUACAUCAUUUCCUCCUCUAUAGGCUCCUUCUUUGCCCCAUGCAUCAUCAUGAUUCUUGUUUACAUUCGCAUCUACCAGAUUGCCAAGAAGCGAACAAGAGUACCCCCGAGUAAGAGAAACAACGAGGAGGCGGACAAAAAGCAGAACGGCUUUGCCGACAAGGACUGUCCCGAGAAGCUCAACGGGGGCAACGUCAACGGCGAGGCCGAUCCGGGAGAAGACGGCGAGAUGAAUGGAAUCGACAUGGAGGAGUCGUCCUCCUCCGACCACAACGUCAACAACCCGUGCUCCAUUAAGGCAAAGAGCAGCAAGGCCAGAGGCAAAGGGAAGACCAAACUGAGCCAAAUCAAACCUGGGGACAGCCUGCCCAAAAAGGAGCUGGAGCGCAGCAUGAAGGGCUCACGAUGGAAAGGACGCCAAAACCGCGAGAAGAGGUUCACCUUUGUCCUGGCGGUCGUCAUCGGCGUCUUUGUCAUCUGCUGGUUUCCUUUUUUUUUCACCUACAGCCUGACUGCCAUUUGUGGCUCCUGCUGCGUCCCGGAGACUUUGUUCAAAUUCUUCUUCUGGUUUGGAUACUGCAACAGUUCCCUGAACCCAGUUAUUUACACCAUCUUCAAUCAUGACUUUCGGAGGUCUUUUAAAAAGAUCCUGUGUCGGGGUGACAAAAAACGAAUGGUUUAAAGCCAGUGUCUUGCAGGAUGUCUAAUGUACAGUUCCACGUUCACUGCUCCGGUGUUUGCUGCUGCGAUCUGAACGACAUCCGAGAGCCGCAGGAGAGACUUUUAGAUGUGAGAGGAGAAGCUGCUGUCAUUCUUCUGUUUGUGUACAGUUGCGAAAUGAAAGAGAGCUUUUAUUACAUAUCUGUAAAAAUGACCUGAGAAAACUACAACUGAGACCAAACUACUGUUCACGCUGACAUCAAGUGAGAAAGACUUGUGAAUAAUGCACAAUGAGAACUUUUUCACAAAUGAGUCCGUCAGGCUAUUAUGAUUAUUAUUACUAUUGUAUUAUUAUUAUUAUUAUUAUAUGCAAUAUUUUUGUAAAGUUGAUUGAACUUGUACAUUUCUGAAAACAUUAUCAGCUCAUCAUUAAAUAUUACCUGUAUUGCAGAAAGUGGCUGCCAAAGCCAAAUACCAAAAUACAGCUGAACAGCACAAGAGCACUGGAGAAGGAGGCCGAAUAAAUGCAAAUGAACGUUUGGAGCUAAGCGUUAUUUGU